AUGACACGGCCAGUCCCCUUCACCACCGGUCCCAACUGGGGCCCAUGGCAACCACAGUUUGAUGAAGAGCAAAUGGCAAUGCGAGCCGCCUGCAUGUACUACAACGCUCCCCCCAACUCUUCGAUAUUGGCUGCCCCAGCUGGGGCCAUGCCGUAUAUGAUGGCCGCCCCUUACCACCCCGCGAUGCACUAUCAGAACACGACCUACAUGCAACAAACGCCCAUGCCGACAACCUAUCACCACCACCACCAGGACACCAACGCCCUCUAUGUGAAAAGGGAGUUUGAUCAAGAUUUCAGUGAUGAGCACACGAGGUUCAUCAUGGCUCCCAGCACCGGCACUAGCAACAGCAGCCGGUGUUCGAGCUCUCUGCCCGAGCCAGAGUUUUGCCCGAACCCGUAUGAUGCUACACGCGAGAUGAGGCCAGCCAAGACGAUCCUCCCCAACGAGUCAGUCUGUGACACGGAAAAGGUCCAGUUCGACACGCCCAUUGACAACUUCUUGCGCAAGAUCGACUCGCUCAACGUCAGCUUGCCCGGGACACAGACCGCCACCAGUCCACAGUCGUCGGUCCCGUCAUCGCCCGCCACUUCUCUUACCCGCUCACCCACGUCCGUCAUGACAAGUCCGCCCUCGACUCCAGGCACAGCCGUCGACGACGUCUUCACCUUGCCCGGAACGAAGCCAUCCAAGCUGAAGAAACAUGUCUGCCAGUUCUGCCCCAAGGCCUUCAGCCAGAAAGCCCACCUCAAGCAGCACGAAUACACCCACACCGGGGAGAAGCAGUGGAAAUGUCCUUAUGAAGGCUGUGACUACGCCAACGCACAGAAGGCCAACUUCAACACACACAUGAACCGCCAUAACGGCGUCAAGCCCCACGAGUGCCUCAAGUGUGGAAAGCGCUUCACCCAAAAGGGGGACUUGCGGAAUCACGACAACACGGUGCAUCUGAAGAUGAGGCCCUUUGUCUGCCAAAUGCCCUCUGUCGAGAAGGAGGGACAUACGUGCCACAAGAGCUUUGCCACGCGCGGGAAUUUGAAGACCCAUCUCAACAAAUUCCACUCGGAAGAUACCCAGCGCCUGCAGGAUUCCUGUAUGGACCUGCUGGAGAACAAGACGUUGUCACAGGAGACGCCCUGGCUGGUCCAGUGGUUCCUAGUGACCUUUCAAAACUCCAACAAAGGUGUCAAAGGCCGAGGCAAGGGCCGGAGGAUCGCGCCUCGACCUGAGCCCCUGCCUGUCAAGGCUUGA
Molecule: messenger RNA, 1251 nt
Organism: Emericellopsis cladophorae
Lineage: Eukaryota; Fungi; Ascomycota; Sordariomycetes; Hypocreales; Bionectriaceae
Product: Asparagine-rich zinc finger protein AZF1
Exons: 3
Coding region: 1-1251 (416 amino acids)
Source: RefSeq, a predicted model, not a curated record